Molecule: messenger RNA, 175 nt
Organism: Dentiscutata erythropus
Lineage: Eukaryota; Fungi; Glomeromycota; Glomeromycetes; Diversisporales; Gigasporaceae
Source: the annotation of a GenBank genome assembly
UAGUGUUGUGGCGAAAUUAAUGAAAAAGUGUUUAGGGAAGGGUGAUGUUGGAAAAGAGGUGUCAGGGAAGGGUAGUGCCGGGGAAGAAAAGUGUUUAGAAAGAAUGGUGUCUGGAAAGAGUGGUGCUGGGAAAGGGGAAAGAUGGUGUUGGGAAGGGUGGUGUCAGGAAGGAUAG